Oryctolagus cuniculus (rabbit) is the source of this 2668-nucleotide messenger RNA. NCBI's taxonomy places the organism in Eukaryota, Metazoa, Chordata, Mammalia, Lagomorpha, Leporidae. The record is from RefSeq and is a predicted model, not a curated record.
AUGCUGUCAGCAGUGCCCUGAAAGCACUGCCCAUCACGUGAUGGAUGGGCAGCACAGGUGGACUGUCACCGCUACAUGUGUUUGUGAGCGUCUCUCCCUGUUGAUGAGCCAUGUCUGUCUCCUGCUGCACCCUAAGAGUGUCUCGAAGGCAGAGACCACACGCCCGGCCCGCCAUUGCCCCGCCAUUGUCUGGCGCUCAGGCAGAGUUUCCUGAGCAAGUCGUCCCUGCUCCCCUUACAGCAGAAGAAGGUCUUUAUGAUCCAGGGCCACUACCCGGUGAUCCGCUGUCUCUUGCGCCAGAGGGGCUGGGUGGAGAAGAGGAUGGUCCAUCACAUGAACGCCAGCACGCUGCUGCCACCCCACAAGGAUCUGGAUAGCUCAGGGGUGGGGGACAGUGACACCCCUGAAGAUGAAGAUGACGAUGCAGAUGAAGAGUUCCAACCACCACCGCCCUUCAGCUUCGAAAGUUUUCUGGAAUGUGCUGACGCAGAGGGGACACACGCCUUAAUGUCUCGCAUGGUUCGCAACGAGACGCCCUACUUCAUCUGGACGACUCGGCGGGACGUGCUGGACUAUCGCUUCCUCUCCAAGGAUCAGAUCAUAAACCACUAUGCCCGAGCUGGCGCCUUCACCACCAAGGUGGGCCUGUGUCUCAAUCUGCGCAACUUGCCCUGGUUUGAUGAGGCCGAUGCUGACUCCUUCUUCCCACGCUGCUACCGUCUGGGGGCCGAGGAUGACAAGAAAGCCUUCAUAGAGGACUUCUGGCUGACAGCUGCCCGCAACGUUCUCAAGCUGGUGGUGAAGUCCGAAUGGAAGUCAUACUCUGCCCAGGCCGAAGAGGAAGAGGCCGCAGGAAACAAACAACCUAAGAAACAGAAGAAGCCGCUCGUUGUGUCCCCCGAGUUCGUGGACGAGGCCCUGAGUGCGUGCGAAGAGCACCUUAGCAGCCUGGCCCACCUGGACAUCGACAAGGACGUGGGGGCCCCGCUGUGCUGGAGCCCCGAGGGCUGGUCCUUCUUCCUGCAGCGCUACUACCAGGUGGUCCACGAGGGAGCAGAACUCAGGCACCGGGACGCCCAGGUCCAGCGCUGUGAGGACGUCCUGCAGCGGCUGCGGGCCGUGGUACCCCAGAUUGACAUGGAAGGGGAUCGCAACAUCUGGAUCGUGAAGCCAGGAGCCAAGUCCCGUGGACGAGGCAUCAUGUGCAUGGACCACCUGGAGGAGAUGCUGAAGCUGGUGGACUGCAACCCCCUAAUGAUGAAGGACGGCAAGUGGGUGGUGCAGAAGUACAUCGAGCGGCCCCUGCUCAUCUUCGGCACCAAGUUCGACCUGAGACAGUGGUUCCUGGUCACCGACUGGAACCCGCUCACCGUGUGGUUCUACCGCAACAGCUACAUCCGCUUCUCCACGCAGCCCUUCUCCCUGAAGAAUCUGGACAACGCGGUGCACCUGUGCAACAACUCCAUCCAGAAGCACCUGGAGAACUCGUGCCGCCGGCACCCAAUGCUGCCCACGGACAACAUGUGGUGCAGCCAGAAGUUCCAGGCCCAUCUGAAGGACAUGGGGGCCCCCGACGCCUGGUCCGGCGUCAUUGUGCCUGGCAUGAAGGCUGCCGUGAUCCACGCGCUGCAGACCUCGCAGGACGCCGUGCAGUGCCGGAAGGCCAGCUUCGAGCUCUACGGGGCGGACUUCCUGUUUGGGGAGGACUUCCAGCCCUGGCUGAUCGAGAUCAACGCCAGCCCCUCCAUGGCGCCCUCCACGCCCGUCACGUCCCGGCUCUGUGCCUGCGUGCAAGCAGACACCCUGCGCGUGGUCAUCGACCGGCGGCUGGACCGCAGCUGUGACACGGGGGCCUUCGAGCUCAUCUAUAAACAGCCCGUCGUGGAGGUGCCCCAGUAUGUGGGGACCCGGCUCCUGGUGGAAGGCUGCACCAUCAAGAAGCCCCUGGCGAUGUGUCACCGGCGGGUCGGGGCCCGCCCGGCCCUCCCUCACCUGCCGACUCAGCGAGGCGCUGGGGAAGGCAAGGACUCUUCUAGGAACGCUGCUGGGCCCAGAAGCCAGGGACACAGGGAGAAGCCGGACAGCAUGUCCACCACCACGGCCCCCGGAAAGGGGAAGAAAGGCAAGGCGAAAAGUGCCGCCGCCCUGGCGCCCCGGCUCCGGAAGUGGGACCCCUCCGGCUCCAGGAUGGGCUGCAUUUUCACCAUGACCUUUGGUAGUGGAGACAGGCAACCCCACCCCCUGGACAGAUUGCCAUUGAGUCCGAAGAACCCCCAGGCCCUGGCCCCUUACCACCUCCCCAGCCUUCACAUCCAGGCCCGGCUGCCUUCUCCCCCUGGGCUCUGGCCCCAGGGGCGGGGUCUCAGGCUGCACCCCCACAAGCUGUUGGGCUCUAAGGCCCUGUCGACCACAGGCAAGGCCCUGAUGACUCUACCUACGGCCAAGGUUUUCAUUUCCCUCCCACCCAACCCUGAGCUCAAGCUGGCACCCGGCGUCCUGAAGCCAACAAAGGUGGGCCUUGAACGGUGACUGCCCCUGGUGGGCAGUGCCGGGCCCCCGGGCAGGGUCGGAGGGCCGCUCUCCAGACGGAUUCCUGAUCCUCUCCCUCUCUUCCCUCCUUUCACACCGAGGCUGCUGCUCCCCGGCACCUUCAGAGCCCCCGUCCUGG